Molecule: messenger RNA, 747 nt
Organism: Nelumbo nucifera (sacred lotus)
Lineage: Eukaryota; Viridiplantae; Streptophyta; Magnoliopsida; Proteales; Nelumbonaceae
Product: Haloacid dehalogenase-like hydrolase (HAD) superfamily protein
Molecular function (GO): acid phosphatase activity
Source: RefSeq, a predicted model, not a curated record
UUCGUAAACUAAGGGAGAUUCGAGUCGAGACGAAGGCGGCCAGGACAGGACGACCGAGGAGAAGAUGGGAGACGAGAAGGUGAAAGACGACGCCUUGAAGAUGCUCGGUCUCUUCCAAGUUCUUCCUCGUCUAGUCGUUUUCGAUCUCGAUUACACUCUCUGGCCAUUUUACUGUGAAUGUCGCUCCAAACGUGAGAUGCCAUCUCUUUAUCCACAUGCUAAAGGUAUAUUGCAUGCACUCAAGGACAAAGGAAUUGAUGUAGCAGUUGCUUCUAGAUCACCUACCCCUGAUAUAGCAAAGACAUUUCUGGACAAAUUGGGGAUUCAAUCCAUGUUUGUGGCCCAGGAGAUCUUCUCCAGUUGGACCCACAAGACAGAGCAUUUCCAAAGAAUCCAUAGAAGGACCGGGGUUCCCUUUAGUUCAAUGCUAUUUUUCGAUGAUGAGGAUAGAAACAUUGAUGCGGUUUCAAAAAUGGGUGUGACAAGCAUUUUUGUUGGCAAUGGGGUAAACCUUGGAGCACUGAGACAGGGGCUCGCUACAUUUACUCAAAAUUCAGUUCCAUCCGAGACCGAGAGGAACAAGAGAAAAUGAUUAGUUUUUCCUUAUUUUGCUUUUGAAAGGUUGUGGAGUUUGUGCACAUUGUCUGAGAUUGUUUAUUGUAGUUCUCAUUCAAAUGGGAAAAUCAAUACAAUACAACUGUUACAGAAAUUAUUUGCAAUCUAUUGCUAUCAGUGAGUUCAUAGUAA